CGGUAUAUUAAAAACAUUUUCACAGUCUCUACUACAAAGUUGCGCACACCUUUUGUUUUGAUUUUUAAAAAUUCAUUCUAGAUACUCUGAAUUCUUAUUUAAAAGCGGCACAAUGUCAGUAAAAAAAGCAAAAACUAUUCACAACAAAGAAGUAUUCCAACGUGUCAACUUUUUACUUCAGGCUAAUAAGUUAAUGGCCGGAAAAAAUAAUUCACUCGCAUGUUAUUAUGGAAGCCUCAUGAAACAACUUCAGAAGAAAUCUGUUCUUAAAAUAGAUUCGUCGAUAAAAAGAGAUCUUUGUAAACGAUGUUCAAUAUUUUUAACACCCACAACAAGCGAAAUAUCAGUAACUGAAGAAUCUCUUGGGAUCAUUAAAUGCAACAGAUGUGGGUAUGAGAAAAAAUAUCCAAUUAAUGACUACUACAAGCUUUGGAGUGAAGAAAAAGAAUCGAUAGUCGAAGAAGUUAUCAUCACCUGUGAUUAAGAUUCUCAAUAACUAGAUUUAUUUAUUAAAAAACUGGAUCUCAUGCCAUUCCUGAAAAUUGAAUGAAGAAUUUAUUGCCAUGUGAAGCAACGGUACCAAUAGAAUAAUAAAAUUUAACGAUUUGUUUACAAAUAAAAAUUAAAGC
Clunio marinus is the source of this 629-nucleotide messenger RNA. The record is from the annotation of a GenBank genome assembly. Lineage: Eukaryota; Metazoa; Arthropoda; Insecta; Diptera; Chironomidae.